UUGUUUCCCAGUCAUCCAUUUGACCAUUUGUUUCCCGAAGCGCGGUUUCGAGAAAUUUUGAACUCCCCUCUCGCGCAGCAACGCCAUCACGGCUUUUGAGCUCCCGGCGAGGGUUCGGGCCGCGGCGGCGGCGGCGCAACAUGGCCGGGAAGAAGACCACCCCAGUAAAGCCCGCCCCUCCCUCCACCCAGCGCAACGGCGGUGCCACCCCCGGCUCCAAGGGCAGGCCAAAGCAAGCUUCGGGUGAGUCCUCAGCCGCCAGCGCCAAGGCGCGGUCGGCCCCGAAACCUCGCAAAAUCACCAAGGAGAAGCCGGCGGCCGCGAAGAGGAAGCGCGACAAGCCGGAGCCCCAAGAGGGCGGCAAGCGUAAGAAGCAGCAGGCAUCCGGCGACGCGGCGACGCCCGCGAAGAAGAGGAAGAAGGGCGACGGCCCGGAACCCAAGCCCACGAAGAAGAAGCAGCAAGCCGGCAAGCCGGAGAAGCCCGCGACACCCUCGAAGAAGCAGAAGUCAUCCGGCAAGCCGAAGAAGGCCGCGACGCCCGUUAAGAAGCAGCAGUCACCCGGCAAGCCGGAGAAGCCCGCGACGCCCUCGAAGAAGCAGCAGUCAUCCGGCAAGCCGGAGAAGCCCGCGACGCCCGUUAAGAAGCAGCAGUCACCCGGCAAGCCGAAGAAGCCCCUGACGCCCGCAAAGAAGCAGAAAUCAACCGGCAAAGCGGAGAAGCCCACGCCGAAGAAGCAGCAGCAGUCACCCGGCAAAGCGCGGAAGUCCCCGGCGCCCGCGACCACGCCCACGAAGAAGAAGCAAGCCAAGAGCGAGAAGCCCACGCCCACCAAGAGGAAGCGCGGCGACGAUGAGUCCCAAAAUGAGGCCAGAAGCCCGAAGAGAGAUUCCGGCGAUGGGGAUGCGCCCGCAUCUACGCCCGUGAAGAAGAAGCGGAAGGAGCAAAAGGCGGCUGCGGUCGACAUGGGUUCGUGCAGCUUCCCGAUGGCGCGGGUGCGGCAGCUGAUGCGGGCCGAGGACGCCACCAUCCGCGCAUCCAAUGAGGCUGUCUUCCUCAUCAAUAAGGCAUCGGAGUUAUUCUUGGGGAAGUUUGCAGAGGAUGCUUAUCGCAAUGCCCUGAAGGAUCGUAAGAAGUCAAUUACUUACGAUAAUCUUUCAACAGCUGUCUGCAGCCAGAAGGGUUUCAAGUUUCUUUCAGAUUUUGUACCGCAGAGGGUAACAGCAGAGGAUGCUCUGAAGGUAACCGGCUUGCAACAAAUCGUAGUCUGACGCUAGGUUGUUAGUCUUGUGUUGAAGCGGAGUAGGUUGUUUUUUCAACACGUGCAAGUAAACCUGUAGUAAUGGAUCCCAUACUAUCGUAGAUCCACAUGGCAGAUGAUGCCCCCAUUUUACCUCCUGGGAUCUGGUAGCCCAUAGCUUAGAGUGUACUGAAGAUGCUUCAUCUGGGGUCUGGGCUGGGCAUGUUGUGAAAUGCUUGAACUGACUCUGCAAGUUAGAUGCUUAGAACAAGAGUAGCACUUCCGGAGAGAACCAAUCCAAGUUUCUGCGUAUGUAUCGUAUGAAUUUCUUCUGGAUUACAAACAGUAUUGGUGCUUGAAGGUUC
Messenger RNA from Panicum virgatum (switchgrass), 1605 nucleotides. Its product is annotated as muscle M-line assembly protein unc-89-like. Gene Ontology annotation, biological process: regulation of DNA-templated transcription. Gene Ontology annotation, molecular function: protein heterodimerization activity. Gene Ontology annotation, cellular component: nucleus. Bases 141 to 1271 code for a protein of 376 amino acids. NCBI's taxonomy places the organism in Eukaryota, Viridiplantae, Streptophyta, Magnoliopsida, Poales, Poaceae. The record is from RefSeq and is a predicted model, not a curated record. The transcript is spliced from 4 exons.